AUGGGCUUCACAGAAUUAACCAACCCUCAUAAAGCCAGCAAUUUGCCAGGGUUUGUAAAGUUGUUUAGUUGCCGAUUUUAUCCCAGUUUGAUGUUAGCAUCUGCCUUCAAGUGGAUCAUUAGCUUGUGACACAAUUGAAUGGUAGUUUGUAUUUAAAUAGAAAGUACAACAAGUUGAGCUUGAGAAAACAGUUAUAAAAGAUAAUCAAUGUGUACGCCGAGAAACAAGAAGUUUUUGCGCGAUAAAUUUUGAAGAAGAGUGGCGAUCACGGAAAUUUGAGACUUUUACAUAGGGAAAUUUAGUUAUGUGUGCCAAUUAUUAAAGUCACUGAGAUCUUUACGGGAAAAUUUAAGUUUGUUUUUAAGUCACGAAGUUCCCGUGAAGAAAAGGAGGAGAUAGGAAAAUAAACAAAAUGGAAAUAGGUCCUCCAAAGAACCGAUCUAAUCGUCGUAUUAAAAUACAUAAAAGAGAAAACGACUUAAAGAGAUUCCAAAAUGGGACCUUUCUUACUGAAAUGAGAAAAAUAACAAAGUUUGCUUUGAGAGCGAGAUUUUUGCAGAAAUGGUUAGUUUUUGCAAGAAAUAUGUUGAAACGUUUGCGCCAAAUUUUCGAUGAAACAAUAUUUUCUACCGAAGGCGAUCUAGAUAGAUCAUAUCGAGAGUUUCCUGAUCCUCAGCGAGGCUAUUAUGCAUUUAUGUUUCACACUGAGUGGGCUAGCGGGCUGCUACAAGAAAAGUUUCGCAAGAAAUUGAUGUGAGUAUGCAUGUUUAUGCCUUAUUUAUCCGCAGAUACCGCGGUUACUGUCCUCAGCUGAAAUACGAAUGCGGCCAUACAUAUGGAAUCGCUACUGAUAAACUCACAACAGUAAGUUGAUACAAUGAAGGAUUCUUUAUUUAGUUCAUUCAACCGAGUUCAUCUGAACAAAUCGGCUGGAAUAAUGGCUUUGAAUGUAUCAUGAUCGUUAUCACUUCAAAAGAAUUACCGAUUUUUCAAUAAUCUUUUAAAAGCAUUCGUGUGCCUGGAAACGCUUUCAAGUUUCGAGUGAAUACAGUGAUACGUUUUGAAAAAACUUGUUCUAUGAAAAUGGGUUUACUAUUGUGCAUGCAGUUACACCAAAAUACUUACUCUCUGAAGGUGUUAUGAAAUUCCAGAUGAAGUUCUUUGACCUCCAUCAAAGGUGCCAUGAUUAUUUCAAUUAGAAAAAGGCUAUACAUACAAACACGUUGUUACUGUAAUGUCAAGUUCAAAUUCAUUCAUUUACUGCCAUCGUGGCCCUUUUGUUGUUAAAAUGUUCGACCAAUUCUUAAAACUGAUUUUUUGUUAACGUCACCUCAGAGGCACAUGCGAAACGAGAAGCUUGUCCCGAUGACUCUACCAGAUCCGAGAGAGAGACAACCUUUCCUGCCCCAACCGAAUGGAGAUAACAAACUCACGGCUGCCAUGGUUCCCUACUACACAGGUUGAGUAUACAUUACAAUAGAAAUAAAAAAAAACAUUUCUUUGCACGCCCACAACUUCAUAUGAGUCCAGAAAGAUGCUUUUGUCUACUAGUUCCGCUCCAUUGUUAGGGCAUUAUUUGGUAAACUGGUAUUCAAAAGGCAUUGCUGCUCACUAAGCAUGUUGUAUUGGCUUCGCCAAUCGGUUUGCCACUAUUGAUGGCUUACAGUGAGAAUUAGACUCACUGCUCCGCCGGCGCACGGUCAUUCUGUUUGAUCCAGCUUUCAUUUGGCAGUCUUAGUAAACGAUCGAUUUUAGUUUUAGCUGCCUCAAGAGUAUCAUGAGACAUGGUAUACCGUAAAUAUAUCAUAAGAAUCAUGUGUACUCUUCACUAACUCGGUGAUUUUGAACUUGUUAUGACACCUUUCACAAACAUAAAUCUUAAUCAAACUCAUGUCACGUACCGCCCGACGUCUUUUUUCACGCACUUGUCAUUUGUGUGUCAUAGCUAUGUAAAUAAGUCUUAUCGAUGUUGUUAUAUGGGUUUAAAAUUUCUCUCAAAGCUGAAGGGUUGACAUUAAAAGCCUUAUUUUGAAUAAAAAAUAGCUUCAUAACACUGACAUCUUCACGCAGCCAUUCACAAAUGAUCGUUAUCGAUCGUGCGCGUAUUCUAAGCAAGAAGGAAAAGAAAUUAGAGCAGUGGGUCGGGAAUGCAGAAUUUGCCCGACAACAUGAAGAAUGACAUUAUGACCAACGUCCAUGUUUUGAUAUCAGAAUCGGGAACAAUCGGGCACGACCGAGAUCACUCGGAAGCUUUCCUGCAAGUGUUUUGACCUUGAGGCUUGGCUGGAUUAGCAAAAGUGAUUCCCGCAAAGAAGUCCAUUGAAACGCCUAUUUAAUGCUGCAAAAUGAAAUUUUCACGAUGAAAUCUUUAAUUCAAGAACAUUGUCACUAAGUCUCAAAUUUAAAAUCAUUCAUGUACCGGACAGCAUCCUUAAAAUACACAUAUUCAAGUACAUCAAUAUUCAAGGCACAUCUUUAAAUUGUUUGAAUGAAAGAAUAAGAGUAGUCAUGCACGUAAACUCAUCCUUGCUGAAUUUUAACAUUGCGAAAUAGAGCCUUAUGAAUUAUUUGACUAAAAAUGACUGAAUGCUUCUGGUUUCAGGUUACGUUCCUACGAUGCGAUUCUUGUACGGUUCUCGCUACAGAGAAGCAACAGAGCAGGCUGUCAGCGAUUUCAUGAAGAAGGACAAAACUCACAGAGCAGAACAAGAUGAUCUGAAAAAAACUGUCUACAGUCAUCCGAAACUAAAACCUGUACCAACUUACAGAGAACCUACAAAUUACCCCGAUCUAACACCUAAAUACGCUAAAGGAUACUUUCCCAGUAAGUGAAGCACAUUAUACAACAAUAUCCACUGGCGAUUGGCAAAUCACUAGUAACUUGGUGAAAUCUAAAAGCCUCUUUGUUAUUGGUUGAUAAAAGUGUAUUCAAUAAUCAGCAAAAAUGCCUCGCUGUUCUUUAGUGUCUUAAAGACAAAGGCGAGAGUAAAAUCAAUUUACAGUUACCCUGAUAGCAACUAAUCAAGGGUAUCUCGCUUCUUGAAGGUGAACAUCGUGAAUUCUGCGAGGCACCUUUACCAGGCUACACGGGUUAUGUACCACGGAGGAGAGAGCAUGACCUGGGAACUAGGUAUGCCACCUGGACCAAAGGCGGAUUCACGGACUCUCUUGAAACGCGUAUGAAACAGGAAGGCUUAGCUACCCAAGCCAUUGACGUAACCAGGUAAACAAAACAAAUAACAAAAGGCUCGAUUCGCAUUCUUGACGCUUAUCAAUAACUAACGCUUAUCCCUUUAGGAUGCCAGUUGCAACAGUGAAGCCGCUGAUCGCAGAGCACGGAACGCUGUACAGGGAAAUGGGAAUGAAACCAAAAUACACAGGAUACAUACCACGUAAGUCGACACUCUCCCCUCAACUUAUUUCACUGAGCGUCAUAAGUGAUACAAGAUUACUUCGUUUUGGCUUUACUGCCAUCUGUGAUCGAUAAAAAAAUAACCUCGAACCACUUUCUGAGAAAAUCUGAGGUUGAUUUCUCAUCAGCCACUUGUGGUAAUUUCCUGUCUCCUGAUUAGCUGCAGUGAUCUCUUUGACACCCACCCGAAGUGUUACCUUUCUACUAUGUUUUAGGUUUCUGUUUUGGUUCCUCUUGCUUGCAUCAGCACUUGACUGACUGCUUACUUGUUUACAUUCUCUCAUUCCUCCCUCUUUUCACUUCACAGAGCGGCGUUUCAGAUUCGGCAACACAUAUGGUGACACAACUCGGUCAUUACCUGUCUGUUUUGACACAUUUGGAUAUUCAACUGCCAAAUACCUGACAACACCCGUCAUGUGAGGAGCCUUGGCAUACUUUCGCGAACAAAAACCUGUCUCUUCAAGUGUUAGAGAGGAAAUUUCGCUACAUAAGUUUUACUAAGAUCACCUUAGUUGAAAAUUUAUCGUUGUUCUUAACUUCUUUUAGUAAAUAUUGCAAAAUUUAGGUUUAAACUAAACGAAUUACGAAGAAAAAUGUCAUCAAGUCUAAGUUGAGGUAUAAGAACGAGCAUCAAGUAAGUUACAGCAGA
Messenger RNA from Pocillopora meandrina, 4061 nucleotides. NCBI's taxonomy places the organism in Eukaryota, Metazoa, Cnidaria, Anthozoa, Scleractinia, Pocilloporidae. The record is from the annotation of a GenBank genome assembly.